Molecule: messenger RNA, 3275 nt
Organism: Tupaia belangeri chinensis (Chinese tree shrew)
Lineage: Eukaryota; Metazoa; Chordata; Mammalia; Scandentia; Tupaiidae
Gene: QTRT2
Product: queuine tRNA-ribosyltransferase accessory subunit 2
Exons: 9
Coding region: 89-1384 (431 amino acids)
Source: RefSeq, a predicted model, not a curated record
GGCGAGGGUUUAGGGGGCCGGGAAUUCCGCAGGCCUGACACGUGGUGGUGAACUGUGAGGAGUUUAAGGGAUCUGAAUGCCAAUCUGAAUGCCCAAAGAGUUGAGAGGUUUGCAGGUCCUAGAGGAAGCCUUCAAGAUGAAGCUGAGUCUUACCAAAGUAGUUAAUGGCCAUCGCCUAGGAAAAAUAAAACAUCUGGGGAAAACAGGGGACCACACCAUGGACAUUCCUGGCUGCCUUCUGUAUACCAAGGCUGGCUCUGCCCCACACCUGACCCACCACACACUACAUAAUAUCCAUGGUGUUCCUGUCAUGGCUCAGCUUACCCUGUCAUCCCUCGCAGAACAUCAUGAAGUUUUGGCAGAAUAUAAGGAAGGAGUUGGAAAGUUUAUAGGCAUGCCAGAAUCGCUCUUGUACUGCUCCCUGCACGAUCCAGUCAGCCCCUGCCCAGCAGGUUAUGUAACAAACAAGUCUGUGUCUGUGUGGGGUGUUGGAGGACGAGUGGAAAUGACUGCUUCCAAGUUCAUGGCAAUUCAGCAAGCCCUUCAGCCAGACUGGUUCCAGUGCCUUGCAGAUGGAGAGGCAUCUUGUGAGGAAGCAACUUCCAUGAAAAGAGCCAGAAAGUCUGUGGACCGAUCACUUCUAUUCCUGGAUACCUGUCUGCGGCUACAGGAAGAGUCAGAGGUCCUUCAGAAAAGUACGAUCAUUGGAGUGAUUGAGGGUGGCGAUGUGAUGGAGGAGAGGCUGAGGUCAGCACGAGAGACAGCCAAGCGGCCCGUCGGUGGCUUUCUUCUUGAUGGCUUUCAAGGGACUCCAACGACCAGGGAGACUAGACUGCACUUGCUGUCAGCAGUCACUGCGGAGCUGCCGGAAGAUAAACCAAGGCUCAUCUGUGGGGUUAGUCUGCCGGAUGAGGUACUCGAGUGUGUUGAAAGAGGAGUGGACUUAUUUGAGAGUUUUUUCCCUUAUCAAGCAACAGAGCGGGGAUGUGCCCUGACUUUCAGCUUUGAUUACCAGCCGAACCCUGAAGAGACAUUAUUACAACAAAAUGGGACACAAGAAGAAAUAAAAUAUGUGGAUCCAAUAAAGGAAAUAAAAACAACUGACUGCAACCAAGAAAUGACAUCAUUUGAAAUUAAUCUGAAGGAAAAAAAGUACCAGGAGGAUUUUAAUCCACUGGUGAGAGGGUGUUCCUGUUACUGCUGUACGAAUCAUACUCGUGCCUACGUCCACCAUCUGCUUGUGACCAAUGAACUGCUAGCGGGGGUGCUGCUAAUGAUGCACAACUUUGAACACUACUUCGGAUUUUUCCACUCUAUCCGGGAAGCCCUGAAAAGUGACAGACUGGCACAGCUGAAAGAGCUCAUCUGCAGACAAGCAUCUUGAGACCUGGCAAAUACCCGUCUGACACUUCAGGUUGAGCCUCUAGCAUGGUUAUAACAUGGGAAAAGAGAAGCAGGAACCAUCUUAGCUUUAAUUAUUUAUGUUUGGGAAUAAGUCUGUUGAAAUAAAGAACAUCUGUAUCAAACUGCCCACAUGAGGGUGAAAGAUUUCUCCUAAAGACUAAAAUGACCCGGAUUGAUCAGAAAGAAUUAAACCACUACUCUUAAAAUAUCUAGGCUAACUCUUUUAGCCAGCAGGGAUUUAUUUAGUGAUGGAAGUUUUCAAUGUGAGGGGCAACCUUGAGUGGGGAUUGAGACUCUGAGGAAUCGGGGACACUGAGCUGAACUGGGGCUUGAGGGGAGAUGGCUGACGGUGAGUAGCAGAGCCUCUGUGGACACACGUCCGUCGACUGGAAAGAAUCUGGCUGAUUUCAGGUUUUCUUUAUUUUGAUCCUCAUUCUUUCAGGAGGCUCUUUUAGAUACUUUUGUCUUUUAGGCCACUUUGGUGGUGCAAUCAGAAAUGGCUCUUGUCCAUGGAACAUGGGUCUCCAACACUGCUUAUGUGAUCAGUUGACCCAGGUCACAUUCCUUCAUUCCACAUAGCUGACUUGUGAUUUGUCUUCCUAGAGCUAGUGCGUUCGCCUGUUAGCAGCCGGAACUGUGCCUAGCUGCUUUGAUCUGCUUGUACAGAUUCACUGUGGCCUGUCCUCCAGCUCUUUAAUAGUCUAGCCAUGUAACAACUGCAGCCCCAUCACUGACGGGUUCAUUAGCAGCGUAGUCAGUUGGUCAGAGCCCGGCCUGGCAGUUAGAGGAUUGGUUCAGUCCUGCUCAGCUGUGAUGCCUGGCCAGAUCACUUCACUUCUCCGUACGUGCCCUUUCCUGAAUAAAGGGGGACAGGCAUUGUGCGUGGGACUAAAUGAACUGCUAAGAUUCCCUCUAGCUUUGAAAUGUGAGGGACAACAUAUUUUAGGUUAGAGUCAUUGCCUUACUAUUGCUCUUGCUUUUUAAUCAGUGUCUUCCUGAUGAAAAAUGCAGUGGUUCCAGGAGAGAGGCCACAGUACGGGUAUCUGAGAGCCUACAGAGAGGUUCUGCCUAAGGAUUCUGAAGUGGUUGGUGACUUGGUAUCUGUAGACCUUGAGGCCAGUGGUUCCUUUCUAGGUUGUCUCUGGUUUCAUGAUUUUAUUUUGGUUUUGCCAAGAAAGUGACAUGUUGGUUGAUGGUAUAACAGGUAAUGUUUAUUUGCUUUGUGCAUUUCUCUAUUUGUCAAGUUUUCUAUAAAGAUUGCACAUACACACAUGUGCAUACACAUAGAUUUUUGAAAAAACAACAGUAAUACCCAAAAAGAUGCUGAUUUUUUGGAUAGGGAUAAGAAAUACAUUUGUUUUAUACUUCUGCUAUGUUUUACUGUCUGUUCAAAAUUGAGUGGGUGUCACUGAACAUUGUUUUCUAUUACUAUAUAGCAACUGUGUUGUUGUGUAUUUGUGUGGAGCUCAUCUCUGGUUAGCUUUUUAGUGGUAUAGAAAUGUCCAUGAAUUUCAAAAGUCAAAAAAUCAUGGAAAAUCUUACAACUUUUCCAUGAACAGCAAGGAGUACUUAUGAGAGAAAGUUUCUGUUCUUAAAAUCUGAUUGUUUUGAAAUAUAUUAGAUUGAACUUGCUUGUGUAUUAACAUUUCUGUUUAAUGCCAAAUUCAUUGUUGGUGGAGUAUCAGUAAAUAUUCCAAAAUCUGUAUAAAAUUUGAGUUUCAUUUAUGUUUAGAACACUGACUAUUCUGUUUAGUGUCAUGAUUUAUCCUCCUGCGUCUUUUUCUUAUUAGCACAUUUGAAAAAAUGUUUCUUUUCUUUAAUACAAUAAAUCUGUUAAAGGCAAUAACCAAUAAACUUUUUUAUUUUAAAAA